This is a messenger RNA of Pteronotus mesoamericanus, 1430 nucleotides long. Its product is annotated as 5-hydroxytryptamine receptor 5B-like. Gene Ontology annotation, biological process: chemical synaptic transmission; G protein-coupled receptor signaling pathway, coupled to cyclic nucleotide second messenger; adenylate cyclase-inhibiting serotonin receptor signaling pathway. NCBI's taxonomy places the organism in Eukaryota, Metazoa, Chordata, Mammalia, Chiroptera, Mormoopidae. The record is from RefSeq and is a predicted model, not a curated record. Gene Ontology annotation, cellular component: plasma membrane; dendrite. Gene Ontology annotation, molecular function: G protein-coupled serotonin receptor activity; serotonin binding; neurotransmitter receptor activity.
UCAGACACUUGGCUACAUUCUGGGAUUCCCAGCCCUAGGACAGCGGGUUGCCCUAGGGACUCCGAAGAGAGGAAGGAGGGACUGGCACGUCGUCGAGAGAAGCUGGACUCCCGAGGGUUCCACUCUCAUUUUACUCCCCUGAAAAAUAGAGCUCCAAGCAGGGGCGCCGAAGGGGGCUGUGGCACAAGGAGGGACCGGGGUAGUGAGACCUGGAUCGCCCGCUGUACUCAAGAGUCUCAAUCCACCUCCCCGCCCGCCCAGUCGGUGCCAAGAUGCGGGCUGUGCGUGUGUCCUCUUUAGGGGUGCGGAGAUCGGGCGCGCAGCGCGUCAUGAAAGCUACUGACCUCUUGGUGGCCGCUGCCGGCGUGGCCCUUCUUCUAGGACCCAAGGUCUGCGGCAGCAGCGCAAGCCCUGGCGGGGUCAUCGGGACGACGUCGGGCGGCACCACCCAGCCCAGCCGAGAGCCACCCUUCUCCGUCUUCAUGGUGCUGGUGGUGACGCUGCCGGUCCUGCUGAUUGAGGCCACUUUUCUGUGGAACCUCUUCCGUGGUGUGGUCACCAUCCUGCGCGUCCGUGCUUUUCACCGUGUGCCGCAUAACUUGGUGGCUCCGAAGGCCGUGUCAGACGUGUGCCUGAUGCCGCUGAGCCUGGUGAGCGAGAUGCCGGACGGGCGACGUUGGCGGCUGGGCCGGAGCCCGUGACACGUGUGGAUUUUCUUCGACAUGCUGCGCCGCACUGCCAGCACCUGGAAUGUGGCAGCCAUCACCCUGGCCCGCUCCUGGACUGUCACGCGCCACCUGCAGUACGAGCUGCGCAGCCGUCCGCGCGCUUCUCCGCUGUCGAUCGCGUUCACCUGGGCGUUCUCCGCACUCAUCGCCCUGGCGCCGCUACUCUUCGGCUGCGGCGAGGCCUGCGACGCUGGGCUCCAGCGCUCCCAGGUGAGCCAGGAACCUUCCUACGCCGUCUUUUCAACCCGCGGUGACUUCUACCUGCCGCUUGGAGUGGUGCUGUUUGUCUAUUGGAAGAUCUACAAGCGACCAAGUUUCGCUUCAGCCGCCGCCUCAGGGCUGUCUGUGCUAGCCGGGCCGGCUCAGGUGCAGAUGAAGGCAGCACCUCAGGAGGCUGAGGUGGUGUUCAUCGUGCGUUGCUCAAUGGUGGCCUUUCAGGCAAGUGGGGACUUGAGGCAGGAACAGAAGAAGAGGGUGGCGGCCAUAAUAGUGGGCAUCCUCACUGGCAUGUUUGUGCUGUGUUGGAUCCCUUUCUUCCUGAUGGAGCUCAUCAGCCCCCUCUGUGCCUGCAGCCGGCCCAUCUGGAAAAGCAUAUUCCUGUGGCCUGGCUACUCCAACUCUUUCUUGAACCCCCUAAUUUACAUAUCUUUUAACAAGAACUACAACAAUGCCUUCAAAAGCCUCUUUACCAAGCAGAGAUAA